This is a messenger RNA of Penicilliopsis zonata CBS 506.65, 2223 nucleotides long. RefSeq lists its product as hypothetical. The transcript has 8 exons. Gene Ontology annotation, molecular function: RNA binding. The coding region runs from base 1 to 2223 and encodes 740 amino acids. Gene Ontology annotation, cellular component: nucleus. NCBI's taxonomy places the organism in Eukaryota, Fungi, Ascomycota, Eurotiomycetes, Eurotiales, Aspergillaceae. The record is from RefSeq and is a predicted model, not a curated record.
AUGUCCUCCGCUGUAGGAGAGCUGGAUAACUAUCUCCAGUCUAUGCUUGCCCUUAAGCCUCCCGGUGUUUCAGGGUCCAAAAUCAGCAGCAUAACAUCUCUUUGUACCGCCAACGUCCAGAAUGAAUCCGUCCUCAUCCAGAAGAUCUACACACAUUUCAAGAAAGCACCGGGGACUCACAAACUGGGCGUACUCUAUGUCGUAGACUCUGUAACUCGACAAUGGGUAGAAGCAGCGCGCAAGGCGGGUCAGCCAGCCGGUAGUGCUGCUCCCGACGGAACAUUCGCUGCGGGUGUGAACAGAGUGACGGAGUUACUGCCUGUCCUCAUGACCGACAUAAUAAACAAUGCGCCCGAAGAUCAAAAGGAAAAAAUCAAGAAGUUGGUUGAUAUCUGGGAACGGGGCUAUACUUUCCCCGCGAAAAUGCUUGCUUCAUUCAAGGAGAAACUUAAUGCACCUGCACCACAGAACGUUGAGUCAACUACGCCAGAAGGUUCCCCUGCACCGAACUUUGUGCCUUUUGGGGCACCUCAAAGCCAGCAACAGAUCACAAAUGGCGCUCCCCAAACCACUUCGUCGCAAUCGGCACCAGAUACUUCUAGCAUUCUGAAGGCUUUGGCUGAUAUGGCCAAGCAGAACACGGCGGCACCGGUGGCUCCCGGCGCAGCGGCACCGGCCAACCCUCUUAGUGUAUUAAACCCGGCGAGCGCGCUUCCGCCGUCCGUAUCCUCGUCUGUAGACCAGGUUUCGCAACCGGCAAACAUGCAGGCUGGCGUAAACCCUUACGCUGGAACUAUCCCGGCACCUUUCGCAGCUCUAGGCAAUGUUGCUCAGAACCAAGGGCUGGGUCAGCCGCAGAGUCAGAGUCACACUCCGAACCCAUUGGCCACUCAACAGAAUCCAUUGUCGGCGCUUCUGCCGCAGCCAAGUGCAGCUCUUCCCCAACCUGCUCCAGGCAUGGGACCCGAUGCUUUGCAACAGCAGCUUCAGCUCUUGCAACUGCUAGCCGCACAGGGCAUCCCUCAGGAGCAGUGGGCCACCGCACUCCAAAUCCUUAACCUCUCCAACAACGCCAACAUGCAAGGCAUGAAUGCUGGACAGAUUCCUGGAUACGGUAACAUGCCCGGACAGAACCCCUCCUGGGGCAGCCAUCCGGACCCCCAGUCACGUGAUAUGGAUAGAGAACGUGAGAGAGACCGUGACUAUAUGCGUUCCCCUCCUGGCCAGUACCGACGUCGUUCACGCUCCCCGGGUUGGGAUAGACGCCGCGAAGUUUCCCCCCCUCGGCGUCGUGAGAGCCCUGUGUACGGCGAAUACCAUGGAGACUCGCCGGGCCGUAGGGGUGGCGACCCCCGUGAUAUGCGCGGCCGUCGAGGGAAUGAGUACCGCCAGCGGAGCCCUGCUGGACGGAGACGCCGUUCUCCCAGCCCUCGCAAGGACCCCAACCUUCCUCCUCCGGGACCAAAAUUCCUUGAAUGGGAUUAUUCCAUUGGCCAGGGCAACAUCAAAGUUCUGAGUCGAACCCUAUUCGUCGGUGGUGUGACUUCCUCGGAGGCACACUUGCGCUCACUCUUCAACAAGUUCGGUCUUGUUCAGACUUGCAUUGUCAACAUUGACAAGCGGCACGCUUUCAUCAAAAUGAUCAGCCGCAAGGACGCCGUGCUUGCCAGAGAAGGAAUGGAGUCAUAUAAAUCCGGUGACAUGCAACUGAGAACUCGAUGGGGUGUUGGAUUCGGCCCCCGUGACUGCAGUGACUACCAGACGGGUAUCAGUAUCAUCCCUGUCGAGAGGCUUACGGAAGCUGAUCGUAAAUGGAUGCUUACUGCCGAGUAUGGCGGAACUGGCGGUCGUCCGAUCGAGAGUGGCAUGGUUGUCGAAGAACCCGACAUUGAAAUUGGUGCCGGUGUUUCCUCUAAAGCCAUCAGCAGACGUAUCGCAACCGACACGGGCGGCAAACGCGGGCCUGUGUCAUCUCGCGCUCAGCAAGACCGCGGCCGCCGUCAAGAUCGUGAACCUCAGCAGAUGGGCGCCCCCGGUGCUCCUGUUGGCCUCUCCGAUCGUGAUGUAGUCAACGCCAGCAAUCCUGCCGUGGCCCCCGCCGUCCCAGGCUUCGGGUUCUCAUUCCCUGGAAUGCCUGUGAUCCCGCCCGGCUUCAUGAUGGGAGGAGUUCAGGCCAGCUCUGCCGCGCCUACGCAGCCACCGCCUCCAGGCCAGGGCAAUUAG